Molecule: messenger RNA, 3606 nt
Organism: Zeugodacus cucurbitae (melon fly)
Lineage: Eukaryota; Metazoa; Arthropoda; Insecta; Diptera; Tephritidae
Exons: 12
Coding region: 328-3606 (1092 amino acids)
Cellular component (GO): membrane
Source: RefSeq, a predicted model, not a curated record
UUCUGAAAUGCCAAAUCGAUGGGAAAAAAAUUCAAAAAUCAUUAGAAGGAUUAUAUUUUCGAAAUAAUAAAUGUUAAGCUUUUAAUUAAUAAACUUUGCGAUUCUACCAGCUAUUGUUAAGCGUGACCGUAGUAUUAAAAUUAUAUAGUGUAAUUGUAACGGAAAAUAACGAAAUAUUUAUAAAUUAAUUUGCCGUUAAGUUAAAAAAAAAAAAUUUGAAUAUAAAAAACGUACUAAAAUGGAUUUUUAUGGAAAUACCUAGUGAAAAUAAAGAAAUAUCUUGUGAAGAAAAUCUCAAGUAAAUUCCAAACCGCAACGUUUUAAGUCAUGUUUGAAAACGACAACAUUGCCAGCAGCUUUGAGCUUACAUUGGCGCGCGGAAAGAAGCAAAACAGCUGCUCACCAGUAUGGAUGUAUAGUAUAGGCGAGGCCUUUGUUGGCUUAUCCGCGGCCGAUGAGUUGCCAGAGGGUUAUGCAACUAGCGUGGGUUAUGGUGAACGCUUUCGCAAUGCUGAAUUCCUGCCACUAUUUUCCUACUAUCCACUACUGAUUUAUCUGCUCAUUUUAGGCGUUCUAGUGACCAUAUGCGGUAUUGUCUACACCGUAUAUCGUUGGAGAGUGGGCACGCCGCUUUACCGUUACUUGCAUAAUGAAAUCAGCAAGGAAUUGAACAUGUGGUUCUGCAUGUGUUAUGUUUUGGUCGUGAUAACUUGCGUGUUCUUACUCUUUUCAAUUGCAAUAAUGCUCACUGCUAAUAAAAAUAUCCAGAAAGCGAAGGAAGAACGCGCUUGGCGUCUGCGACUCGCCGAUGAAAGCAUCAAUGAAAUCAUAAGCAAUAUAGACAAUGUUAAUUUUGCAAGUCCUUUAAAGCAGCUCAAUCAACUCUCGACGAAUUUUCAACGCGCCAUUGAAAAAAAAGCUCUGCCUUACUUAGAUGAAAGCUUUCGUAGCGUCAAUAAUUUGGAUCUUGUGAAUUACAAAAGUGAUGUGAACGAAUUAUUGGAGACCUUCGCGCACAGUAACGCCUAUAUGUUGCAUUUCUUGGACUCUUGGCGCUACUACGACACAAAUGCGACAAAAUUCGCCAGGAUUGUGGAUACCAUGGAGAGUCGGAAAGCUUUGCAAUCGGUACGACGGGUAAGAGAAGAUUUCGCCAAUGUCGUAUAUAAGGUUGUACAACAAAAUCGCGCUUUCUACAACUAUCAUCGGCAGCUUGCAACAUUAUCCGACGAGUUGGUAGCGAAACAUGUCAGUAAAAACGUAAAAAAUCUGCAAUUCGCAGAUGCGUUCGAUAAAAAUUUAAAAAAUGUUGAAAUCAAAUUGAGAGCACUCGGCACCAGAUUGCAGGAGCGCGCAAAUAAGAUCUAUGAACUCAAAGAAAACCUGCGUGAAGUCGCAGCGGGCGCAGGUUAUAUCGAAUUUUCCGAUGCACUCGCAAAUUUUGGAUAUUUUGUAAGCGUAGUAAUGCUGUUGAUAGUUUUGAUUGCACUGCUAUUCAUGCCACUUUGGUACAUUGGCUCACGAUAUAAAUGCCGCAAAUGUAAAUGGAUUGGCAGUAUUUUGCCGCUGACCACUGCAGCUUUCAUAUUUGUAUUCUAUCUGGUAUUUGUGUUGGCAAUAAUGUACUACUUUCUGCAUGGCAUGGUGGCAAAGGAUGGUAUAUGUGAUGGAAAGCGCCUACCGGAUACUGCCAGAACCGAUAUAAUCGAAGAUUGCAUAAGCAACACUGUAUUAUACCGAAACGAUAAUCACACGAGUACCGAAAGCGACUACGACAUUGGCACGCGUGAUAUCGAAGCAGCAUUGAGGCAAAUUGAGAAUCUGCCGAAGCGUGUGAAGCGCGCCACAGCAACCACACCGAGUCCCACCGACGACUUUGCGAAGUUUCGCAUCAACAAAACCAUAAUUCAGGACAUUUAUGUGGAAAUGCUGAAAGUCGCCGUUUAUGCGCCCAAAAAUAUAGAACCAUUCGGUCUGAUCUGGCAUGCCAAUCGCUUGAGUAAGAAUAAAGCUUUGCAAGCGCUCAACUGUACACAUGCAAUCGGCCAUACAAUGGCGGUGUCGCUGCAUGGACAAGUUGCCAGCGAAAUGGAUAAGUUGUAUAGAACUACCUGGCGCGUGGAGGCACUACUACAAGAUCUACCCACGCAACUGAGAGCAAAUAGAGAUGGCACUGAUGAUUUGGACGGCAUAACGGAACUAGCGAAAAAUUUGCGUACGAUCUUCAAUGCGGGCAAAGAACAAUUGAGCAGAGGUAUAGCAAACUCGGAGAGGGCAAAGCUCGCUGAUUGUGAGCCUGUAGCGCAGCUCUAUAAGGCACUAAAAGUGCCGGCUUGUGAAUGUCUGGUGCCAUCAAUGAAUCUCUUCUGGUUUGGUGCAUUUGUCGCGAUUUGCCUGUUGCUACUGCUCCUGGCUCUUAUACUGUGUCUAGAAGAGAUGAUUCGAAGAUCUUCCUUGCUAAAUAGAAAGUCAAGACAUCGUUUAAAUAGUAAAAGCUUGUCACAAAUGAGCCAACGUGAUAGAGGAGUAUCGCGCACACGAAGCACUAGCCGGCCAGGUACAGCACAUUCCACAAGUAACACACCCUAUUCUACACGCAACAAUACACCAUAUUCCACACGCGCCGGUACACCACAUUCCACGCGUCCCUCUUCGCCAUACUCCAAUCGCUUGGACACACCAUACUCCACCCGCGCUACAACACCUUACACCAGUAAUCCAGACACGCCUUACACUUCCCGCACAAACUCACCACAUGGCCGCCGUCGCGAUACACCACACAGUGGUCAUGCCUCACCGCACACAAGUAACGCUGGGACACCGCAUUCCACACGCGCGAGAAGUAACGAACGUACGCCCACGAGAGGUACGAGUUUGGCACUAAAACAUCCACCUGAAAAUGCUCCACUUUUUGUGGACUACCAAAGAUAUGGUCUAGAAGAUCCUUUUGUUGAACAAUUUACAGAACGUCUGAGUCGGCGUGACAUGUUGCCACGUCAUCUGCAACGAAAACAACAACACCCCAGUCCAGGAGAACGCGAUAUGAAAGACAACUUUACAUUCGAAUCAUAUCCGAUAAUGCCGCCUAAGGUACAACGCAGUCGAUCGCGUGAGCGUAAGCCCGAGAAGCGCAAAGAGCCGAGAAAUGUGUGGAAAAAUGAGGCUUUUCGUUAUCCCGGUCCAGCAGGUAGUUACCUCAGCACAAUUCAACCUUUUGGUGGACCUAGAAGCGCAUCGCAAACACUGGAACAACGUGCGCGAAGUCAGCCGAGAGAGCGUACAGCAAAGGAACACACUCAUCACAGAGAACCAAAACUAAUAGCACAGGCGAGCACAAAUGAGACAUUGGGUGAGAAGCCCACAACUAGUGGUGCGAAACCAAAGAUAAAAUUGCCACCCGGCAAGGUGGGCGUCGUUGUGUGCCCCUGCGGUUGUGGCAAGCCUUCGAAAAUCUAUGGCACUAAGCAAGAUAUCGAACGUAUCAGAAAGGCUGGACGAGUUUGCAUAGCGAAACGGGGAGAGCAAUUGAGAGAUAAAAGACUAAAGCCGCUCGCAUCGGUUGUAGAGUUGAAGGGAAACGAGGAAGGCAAUGAGGACAUGGUUUAG